Molecule: messenger RNA, 621 nt
Organism: Linderina pennispora
Lineage: Eukaryota; Fungi; Kickxellomycota; Kickxellomycetes; Kickxellales; Kickxellaceae
Product: cyclophilin-like protein
Exons: 1
Coding region: 1-621 (206 amino acids)
Biological process (GO): protein peptidyl-prolyl isomerization
Cellular component (GO): catalytic step 2 spliceosome
Molecular function (GO): peptidyl-prolyl cis-trans isomerase activity
Source: RefSeq, a predicted model, not a curated record
AUGAGUAAUAUCUACAUCAGCGAGCCGCCAACCAACGGCAAGGUCAUAUUAGAGACGACAGCGGGCGACAUCGAGAUCGAGCUGUGGCCGAAGGAAUGUCCCAAAGCCUGCCGCAACUUCAUCCAACUUGGCCUUGAAGGGUACUACGACAACACGCAGUUCCACCGCAUCGUGCCUGGCUGGAUUGUUCAAGGCGGCGAUCCAACCGGCACCGGCACCGGCGGCACCUCCAUCUACAAUGGGCCGUUUGCCGACGAGUUCCACUCGCGACUGAGGUUCACACGCCGCGGCCUUCUGGCCAUGGCCAACGCUGGACCGAAUGAUAACGGCAGCCAGUUCUUUUUCACGCUGGGAGCCACGCCUGAGCUGCAAAAGAAGCACACAAUCUUUGGGACCGUUGUUGGUGACAGCGUGUUCAAUAUGCUCAAGCUGGGCGAAGGAGAGGUCGACAAGGAGACCGAGCGGCCGGUGUAUCAGAGGUCGAUCAAGCAUGUGCGUGUCCUGGACAACCCGUUCCUUGAUAUUGUCCCCCGUACGCUGCCCAGGCAGGGUGAGGAGCCAGCCACCAAAAAGAAACAAAGGGAUCAAAACAGUCAAGAACAAGAAGCUUUUGUCGUUUGA